This is a messenger RNA of Aspergillus alliaceus, 1419 nucleotides long. RefSeq names its product glycoside hydrolase family 71 protein. The coding region runs from base 1 to 1419 and encodes 472 amino acids. Lineage: Eukaryota; Fungi; Ascomycota; Eurotiomycetes; Eurotiales; Aspergillaceae. Gene Ontology annotation, molecular function: glucan endo-1,3-alpha-glucosidase activity. Gene Ontology annotation, biological process: mating projection tip cell wall disassembly. The transcript has 2 exons. The record is from RefSeq and is a predicted model, not a curated record.
AUGCAGCUUCUCUUCCUGCUGACUUUGCUGGUCAGCGCCUGCCAGGUGCAGGGAAAGGCUGUAUUUGCUCACUUUAUGCUAGGGAAUAGUGACAAAUAUACGAAAGCCAACUGGGAACAAGACUUCUCCGCGGCCAAAGAAGCCCACAUCGACGCUUUUGCACUCAAUACAGGGUUUAAUCCAUCAAUUCAUGAUCAGAUCACCGACGCGUUCACAGUUGCUGCCGACCUAGACUUCAAGCUGUUUCUCUCCUUAGACUAUUCAGGGGAUGGGCAUUGGCCACAGGACCAAGUGAUCAAAUACCUGAAGGAAUUCACCAAGCUACCAGCCUACUACAAGACCCCUGACAACAAGCCACUCGUAUCGACCUUCGAAGGAGGGGAAGCUGUGGAUGAUUGGAACAAUAUUAAGAAAAAGGUGGACUGUUCCUUCAUUCCGGAAUGGUCCGGGCUGGGUCCGAGAAGAUCUAUCUCCUAUUCACAGGUCGAUGGUCUGAUGAGCUGGACCGCCUGGCCGAACGGCACGGACAAGAUGACUACGGAUACCGACAGAGAAUUCCUGGAUGCCCUGAACGGAAAGCCGUACAUCAUGCCCGUCUCACCAUGGUUCUACACCAACAUGGAUCGGUUCCAUAAGAACUGGGUAUGGCAGGGCGAUGAUCUCUGGUACACUCGCUGGCAACAGGUCCUCGAGAUUGAGCCAGAAUAUGUCGAAAUCCUCACCUGGAAUGACUAUGGCGAGUCGCAUUAUGUCGGACCCAUACACGAGAGUGGCCUUGACGUCUUCAGAUAUGGGCAGGCACCCUUCGAUUAUGCCAAGGGUAUGCCCCAUGACGGUUGGCGGAAGUUCCUACCGUACGUAAUAGACCUGUACAAGAACGGAGGCAAAGAUGCUCCGAUUGAGAAUGAAGGGCUUGUCAGUUGGUAUAGAAUCAACCCCGCACAUGCAUGUUCCUCAGGACACACCACAGGAAAUACGGAAACGCAAAAUCAAAAGAUAUUGGAACCAGAGGAGGUCCUACGGGAUGAAAUUUUCUUUUCCGCUUUACUGGAAUCCUCUGCCGAUAUCUCUGUCACUAUUGGGGGUAAGGACCGGGCUGCGAGUUGGACCAAUACCCCCAACGGCGGCAAAGGAAUCUACCAUGGCAGCAUCCCUAUCAACAACCAGACAGGAACUGUCGUGGUAACACUCACACGAGAUAACGGCUUCUUAGCGGAAAUACAGGGCCAUCCUAUCACCACUGACUGCGUCAAGAAUAUGACCAAUUGGAAUGCAUGGGUUGGAAAUGCGACCUCAACCGCUCCUAAACCUUCUUCCCCUUCGCCAUCAUCGAAACACGAGUCAUUGUCAAGUAGUAUGGUAAUGUCAGAUCUUAUUCAUGUUUCAAUGGUCUGCACUGCUUUUUUGGUUCUGAUAUGA